AUUUUCUUAUAUAUCACAGAACAUCCAAUCCAUAAACAUCAACAACUACUUCUUUCCAAAACCCUUCAAUUCAAAUUAUUAUACACCAUAUGGCUAGCUAUGGCACCAUGCAAAGGCCAUCCACCACCUCGACAUCAACACUUCCAACAACUACACAUCCCCAUGAACCAAAAGACACAACCAGAAAAACCCGCAACGACUUCAAGCUCCUCUUCCCCUUCAACAUCCCCGCAACCCCCGAAGCUGCCGCGGUUCGUAUCAUCCGAAACCUGGGCUAUUUCCGAUUGUACUACAUACUCUUCAUAUGGACCAUACUCUUCAUAACCCUUCUGCCUAAGCGCAAAGUUUCCUUGAUUUUCUUGGUGGCAAUGACUGCUGUGACCUGCUUGUACCUUGUGCUAUUAAGGGUAGUACCUAAUUCUGUUGUGCUGCACAAGAUCAUUGAUAGAAGACUGGUCCUGGCCUUGUUGGCCAUUGUGACCAUGGUUGAGCUCAUACUUACCCGUGCAGCCCUUCAUCUGUUUCUGACUUUAGGUUGUGGGACGCCAGUUGUUUUGGUUCAUGCAGUUUUGAGGGUGAGAGACGAUCUUUUUGUUGAGGAAGAGGCUAGCGCUGCUGGUGAAUUAGUUCCACUCAGACCAACUAGUGAGCCCAAAUUAUCUGAUGCAGUGUGAUAAUUUUAUGGAUUUGUGAAUUUGAGAAUUUUUUUUUUUUUUUUUUUUUU
This is a messenger RNA of Prunus mume (Japanese apricot), 724 nucleotides long. RefSeq names its product PRA1 family protein F4-like. The record is from RefSeq and is a predicted model, not a curated record. NCBI's taxonomy places the organism in Eukaryota, Viridiplantae, Streptophyta, Magnoliopsida, Rosales, Rosaceae.